Messenger RNA from Protopterus annectens (West African lungfish), 3503 nucleotides. RefSeq names its product insulin like growth factor 2 mRNA binding protein 1 (gene IGF2BP1). The record is from RefSeq and is a predicted model, not a curated record. Lineage: Eukaryota; Metazoa; Chordata; Ceratodontiformes; Protopteridae. Gene Ontology annotation, cellular component: cytosol; nucleus; cytoplasm. Gene Ontology annotation, biological process: regulation of gene expression; nervous system development. Gene Ontology annotation, molecular function: mRNA 3'-UTR binding.
CUCCCCUACCCCCCGCACCACGUGGCUUCCUCUGCAUUACACAGUUUUACUAGUGGUUCACUGCCAGGUUGUAGUAAAUAGAGGCGGUAACGGUAGUAGCAAGGCUCGGCCACUCACGCUCCUGCACUUCACUAUCGUAGCCCCGCCCCUUUCCUUCGGUCCGGCACGAGUGGGCGGGAGGCAACGCCCACGGGUACCAGAGAAGCAACAAUCGUGGCAUUUAGUUGUCGACGGUGACCCAGCGACUGUUUACCCGGUGAGCGAGGGCAUUUUUUUUUUGCGGCCGAGUGUAAGAGAGAGACAGCCUACGGGCCGAAGUCUGUUGCUAGUGAGCUUGGCGUUGUGUCAUCGCUGGUGCUAAUUAACGUUUUGGACUCCUUCGGGUGACGCCCCCUCACCCGGUGUUAAGAACCACGGCUACCACUAAGUUUGUCAACUUUGUACAUCCCGGGUGCUGCACCACACGCCCACAGGAGCUGUUCGUGAUUUGUUGUAGUCUACAAGUCUUCUUUGCGCCAUGAACAAGCUGUACAUUGGUAACUUGCCGGACUCCAUCUCUUCGGCCGACCUGGAGAAGGUGUUCGCUGACUGCCAGAUUCCUUUGGGGGGCCCCGUGUUACUAAAAACCGGCUACGCCUUUGUGGACUGUCCCGAUGAGUCGUGGGCAAUGAAGGCCAUCGAGAAUCUGUCUGGGAAGGUGGAGCUUCAUGGCAAACGCAUCGAAGUGGAGCAUUCAGUCCCCAAAAAGCAAAGAAGUUGCAAGCUUCAAAUUCGGAACAUUCCACCCCAUCUACAGUGGGAGGUGUUAGAUGGUGUAUUAGCUCAGUAUGGCGUUGUGGAGGCCUGUGAACAAGUGAAUACAGACAGUGAGACUGCAGUUGUUAAUGUCACAUAUGCCAGUCGGGAGCAGGCCAGACAAGCUGUUUUGAAGUUAAAUGGUUAUCAGCUGGAAAACCAUGCUCUGCGGGUCUCCUACAUUCCUGAUGAUCAGUCUGUGCAGGGUACCGACAACGGCAGGCGAGGAGGUUUUGGGGCUCGAGGUGCACCUCGGCAGGGUUCCCCUGGAGCUGGACCAGUAUCCCCUUUGAAGUCACAGCAUGCAGAUAUCCCACUGAGACUCCUGGUACCAACACAGUAUGUAGGGGCUAUCAUUGGCAAAGAAGGAGCCACCAUUCGUAACAUUACUAAGCAGACUCAGUCCAAUGCUGAAGAAGUUCCUCUGAAAAUUUUGGCGCACAAUAACUUUGUGGGACGCUUGAUUGGUAAAGAAGGAAGAAAUCUCAAAAAGGUAGAACAAGAUACUCAGACCAAAGUCACCAUCUCUCCGCUGCAGGAGCUGACGUUGUACAAUCCUGAACGAACAAUCACAGUCAAGGCCUCAAUAGAUGCAUGUUGUAAAGCUGAAUGUGAAAUCAUGAAAAAAGUGCGGGAAGCAUAUGAAAAUGACAUUGCUGCUAUGAAUCUUCAGUCUCAUCUAAUUCCUGGCUUGAACCUUGCUGCUUUGGGGCUGUUCCCUUGCUCUUCUGGUGCAGUGCCGCCUCUUCCCAACAACAUGGCCAGCACACCACUAUACAGCUCAUACACGACUCCAGAACAAGAAACUGUGCACGUUUUCAUCCCUGCACAGGCUGUUGGUGCUAUCAUUGGGAAGAAGGGGCAACACAUCAAGCAGCUGUCUAGGUUUGCAGGAGCAUCUAUAAAGGUAGCUCCAGAGAGCACCCCUGAAGACAAGAUUCGAAUGGUCACUCUUCAUGGGGCGCCUCAACCCCAAAAGGAGGCUCAGGGAAGAAUUUAUGGGAAACUGAAAGAAGAGAACUUUUUUGGACCAAAAGAAGAAGUUAAACUGGAAACUCACAUCAAGGUUGCUGCUUCAGCUGCAGGUCGGGUUAUAGGAAAGGGAGGCAAAACAGUGAAUGAGCUACAGAACCUGACUGCAGCAGAGGUAGUGGUACCACGAGACCAGACUCCUGAUGAGAAUGAACAAGUUGUAGUCAAAAUCAUUGGACACUUUUAUGCUAGCCAGAUGGCACAGAGAAAAAUACGUGAGAUCCUCACACAAGUCAAACAGCAGCAACAGAAGGGACAGAGCAGCCAACCACAGAGCCGAAGGAAAUGAGGACACCUGGAGUGCCCCUCUCAAAAAUAAAUAAAUAAAUAAAAUAAAAAAGUAAAAAAAAGUGUGAAAGUACACAGACCUGGUGCCUGGCCUAAGAGUGACUGUGAAUCUGAUUACUAUAGUGUGCAAUUUUGUUUCACAAGGAUUGACGUUCAUCUUUUGUUUUUCUCCUUUUCACAAAAAAGGCUCCAGAUAGUUGAAACCAAACUAACAAAAAAUUGUUUGGUGAUGCCUCGCCCUGCUUUGGGAGUUGAAGUAAUGUAUUCAGGAAAGUUAUUUCUGAAGGUCUGGUUACAUCAGCUGUUUAGGCAAAGUAAUUUCUAUAAACAUGAUGGUGAGUUUUGUGUGCCUUUUUAGGUAGAUUGUGCAUUUGCUAUUUGGGAAUGUCUCUAAGAUGUCUGAACAAGGAUAUUUGGACCCAGCUUAAAGAAUGCUAUUUGUCUCUUCUAGAAAAGCAGUACAGUAAGUGCAUUCUUUAUGGGUGUUGGUCUUGCUAGUUCAGUAAAUGUGUCCAGUUUCUAUGUGCAGCAAAGAUACGUGGAAAAAUGCUGGACGUUUUUGAAAUAAUUUUAGCUGUUAACAUUUUGACAAAGUGGACUAGCUACAGAGUAUUUGUGAAGUUCCUGAAAAUUCUGCCUGCUUGAAACUUAUUUGUUGUUUACCCAAACCUAAUGAAAGUUCAUGACACUACUCAGGGCUAAACUGAUGUAACAAGGACUUUGGAUUGCUUUUCUGAUUCAGACCUCUGGGUAAGCACACUGAAGCUGGCCUGUUCCAUGCACUGUGCCCUGUGCUUGAUCUUCCACCUCAAGCGUUGUUUCACACGUCUUUUGUUGGCUGAGAAAAACAAAAUGCCACUGGAUAACAACUGACACUUGUACAGUUUUCUCAUUUACCUGCCAGUUUUUGGCAGUGGCAGGGUGAGCAGUGAUGUGGGUUUGUAUGUGUUGCAGUAGCAUGUUACUGGCUGCCCACCCACAUAUUAAUACACGGUAAUACUGUAGUAUGACAUAACAGACGAGUACCAGCAACCUCUGGGUAUCAGUCACAGUCACUCUUAAGAGCCUUUUCUGAUUUUUGUUUGUAUAGGUGUAAAUUAAUUGUGUAUAUGAGGAGAGCAGUGGCCCCCACUUCCAGUGGCACUGCUUUCAUUGCUGUACAGAGAUCUUUUCACAAGACCAUGACAGUGUUGUGAUUCUGCAAUUGACCAAGUAAUAGUUAUUCUGACAAGUAAAGACUGGAAGUAGGGGUCAUAAGACUCUCUCUCCUGCAUUAAAAGUAAAAGUCAGGCACAGCUUUGUGUAUUUUACAAAUGCUACCUCAGAAGUGAGUAGUUACCUCAACAUUUCUUCCUUAUUGAAUUUUUUUUUUUUUUUUUUUGCUUGCU